UCGUAUACCAAUUCCUGUCACGUAGAUGACGUAAUUUAUAUUAGUGAAUACUAAUCAUUCUAGCAUAAUCUCAUUUGCCUCUUCAAUAAAAUCAUUUAAACAUAAGAAAAAACUUUUCCUAAAAUAAUCAAAGAAAAACAUAAAAGUUUCUCUGUAAUCGAAAUCUUUAGAUGUAUCAAAACAUCUUCUUCUUCUUUCUUACAGUCUUCUGCAGUGAUUACUAUGUCUCUGCUCAGCCUCCUGCUCCUCCUCCGUUCACAAACGGUGACCUAGCCGCUAAUUUCGAGCCGAGUUUGGCAGUCGUCACAGUAGUUCUCGCCGUCAUGUUCUCGCUCACUUUCGUCCUCCUCGUCUACGCUAAGUGCUGCCGCAUCGAUCUCCGGCGGCCAAGAACCAACGACGGAAGUCGGCAAGAUCGCCGAGGAAUAUUCAUUAACCGGUCAGCUAACCCGUCGGAUAGAUUCUCCGGUUUAGAAAAAACGGUAAUAGAGUCACUUCCUCUGUUUAGAUUCUCUGCUUUGAAAGGAUCAAAACAAGGGCUCGACUGUUCUGUCUGCUUGUCUAAGUUCGAAAGUGUUGAGAUUCUUAGAUUGUUGCCUAACUGUCGUCACGCUUUCCACGUCGGAUGCAUCGAUCAGUGGCUUGAGCAGCACGCGACGUGCCCUCUGUGCAGAGACAGAGUCGAGAUAGAAGAAGAAUACUCUGUUUACGGAAACAGCUUCCGGUUCUUGAAUCAGUCUGAGGUACAAGAAGGUUCGAGCUUGGAGCUUUACAUCGAAAGAGAAGAAGAAGAAGAAGUUGGUCAGGGGUCAUCGAGAUUCAGCAUCGGAGAUAGUUUCCGGAAGAUUCUUAAAUUAGGUCAUAAAGAAAAGCCAUUACUUGAUCAACAAGGAAACGAAAAAGACGAGAACAAGUUGAUGCACAAGUUUAAUCAUAGGAUCGUUGUGUCUGAUGUUGUGUUCAAGAAUCGCUGGAGCAACGUGAGUUCGUCGGAUUUGAUGUUCUUGAAUUCGGAGAUGGUUAACUCGAUGUCCAGCGAGCGAUUCUCGUCGUUGGAUCGAGUUAAGAGAGGUGAUGAAGAGGAUCAAAGAGGUAGCUUGUGGAUCAAGGAAGACACGGAAGCGAAGAGAAUGGUGGAGAACAAGUUGAGUGCGAUGAAAACUAUGUUGUUGUUGUCGGAGAACGGAGAGUCUGGUUCCAAAUCUAGAAGCGUUAUGGUCGAGCCAGGGAGAAGAUCGGUCUCUGAGAUCACUGCGGUUCCUAGAUUCAGUAUUGCGGUUCAUGGAGAUUAUAGUGGUUCAACCGCAGCGUCUGCUUUGGAAACGGAGAGAAGACGGCGUUUGUGGCUGCCGAUCGCUAGAAACACAGCUCAAUGGUUUGCUAAUAGAGAAAAAAUAAAUCAAAUUAACACAACACACCAACACUUUGAUGUUUAGUUUUCUUUUUCUUUUCCUUAAGAAUUGCAAUUUUUUCAAAAUUACCGAAUUAACUUAUAUUUAGUUUACGAUGAAUUUAUGUAUAAACAAAGUUUUGACUCAAUACAUAUUAUUGAUGGAUUGAA
Messenger RNA from Raphanus sativus (radish), 1561 nucleotides. Its product is annotated as E3 ubiquitin-protein ligase ATL42-like. The record is from RefSeq and is a predicted model, not a curated record. The transcript has a single exon. The coding region runs from base 171 to 1436 and encodes 421 amino acids. NCBI's taxonomy places the organism in Eukaryota, Viridiplantae, Streptophyta, Magnoliopsida, Brassicales, Brassicaceae.